UUCAAGUAUUCAAUUUCAUCCUACCUAUAGAGCCUGCAGUUUCUCUGUAUACAGAUUUGUCUCUCUCUCUCUCUUAGGUUUUACGAAAUCGGUCCGAUUGAAAUUCUCGGCGAUGUCUUCGACAAGGAUGAUUGUGCUUAAGAGUUCAGACGGUGAGAUUUUCGAGGUCGAGGAAGCGGUGGCGCUAGAAUUAGAGACGAUAAAGCAUAUGUUUGGAGCCGACUGCGCUGAUACUAGUAUUCCUCUUCCAAACGUUACAUCCAAGAUCUUGGCGAAGGUGAUUGAAUACUGCAAGCGACAUGUUGAGGCGGUGGCGGCAAAGUCCGCUGACGGAGUGUUGGUUGCAGCUGACAAGAUGACCGACGAGGAGCUGAAGGCGUUUGAUGCUGAUUUCGUGAAAGUUGAUAAGGGCACCCUGUUUGAUCUUAUCUUGGUGGCAGCAAACUAUCUGAACAUAAAGAGUCUGCUCGACCUCACAUGUCAGACUGUGGCCGACAUGAUAAAAGGAAAGACUCCGGAGGAAAUCCGCAAGAUUUUCAAUAUUAAGGAUGACUUCACCCCGGAGGAGGAAGAGGAAAUUCGCAGGGAAAAUGCUUGGGCGUUUGAGUGAUAUGCCUCUGCAAAUUAAGUUUCUGUACCUAAUAGAGUAUGCUAUAAUAUGGUAGGUUUUAUUAAGAGUCGUCCAGUAAAUUCUUGGUAUCAUGUUAUGAAGAGAUCCAACUCUUUGUUGAAAUUUGUUUCCCAGUGUUAAACCUUUAUGCUUCUAUGACACUGGUACUUGGUGUUCUUUUUAAAUGCUAUAUCUUUUAUAUCUUCA
Molecule: messenger RNA, 817 nt
Organism: Olea europaea var. sylvestris
Lineage: Eukaryota; Viridiplantae; Streptophyta; Magnoliopsida; Lamiales; Oleaceae
Product: SKP1-like protein 1A
Exons: 3
Coding region: 113-610 (165 amino acids)
Biological process (GO): SCF-dependent proteasomal ubiquitin-dependent protein catabolic process
Cellular component (GO): nucleus; cytoplasm
Molecular function (GO): cullin family protein binding
Source: RefSeq, a predicted model, not a curated record